Scleropages formosus (Asian bonytongue) is the source of this 1065-nucleotide messenger RNA. RefSeq names its product folate receptor (gene folr). The transcript has 5 exons. Gene Ontology annotation, molecular function: signaling receptor activity. The record is from RefSeq and is a predicted model, not a curated record. Bases 328 to 1050 code for a protein of 240 amino acids. Lineage: Eukaryota; Metazoa; Chordata; Actinopteri; Osteoglossiformes; Osteoglossidae. Gene Ontology annotation, cellular component: external side of plasma membrane.
CCCAGGGCUGCUGAUAUUUCGGAAGUGUGCAAAAGUGUUAUGGCCUUGCUGAGGCUGGCAGUCCUCCUGGUGGAACAGCGUGAGACUUUGUCCUCUGGCUGGUGUGACGUGUGUGCGGCCUGAGGAAGUCAUCUCAGUCGCUGCGAGGACACAAACGCACUUGCUCCGAGCUUCACUGAUAUUCUCUGGGCUGUUCCAAGGUGCCUGGGAGAAGCUGAACGGAAAGCCACGGAAGAGGGUGUUUUUUCUAGCGAGGCUCCCUCAUUUUUAUUCACGCAGAGGACAGACGCUUCGGGGGACAAGCUGGGAAACCCCACAGAAGGAGCUAUGCUGACCUUAACUGUGUUGCUGACCCUGGUGGUCACGGUGCUCACUCAAGAAAACCUGCUGAACAUGUGCAUGGAUGCUAAGCAUCACAAGACGAAGCCUGGCCCGGAAGGAAAGUUGUAUCAGCAAUGCUCGCCCUGGAAGGACAACGCCUGCUGUUUAGCCAACACCACCGAAGAGGCCCACAAGGACAACUCGUAUCUGUACAACUUCAACUGGGACCACUGUGGUGCCAUGACGGACAAAUGCAAAAGGCAUUUCAUCCAGGACACCUGCUUCUACGAGUGCUCCCCACACCUUGGACCUUGGAUUCAGAAAGUGAACAGUAGCUGGCGAAAGGAGCGGAUUUUGGACGUCCCGCUGUGCCGGGAGGACUGUGAGACCUGGUGGGAAGACUGUAAAGAUGACCACACCUGCAAGGAAAACUGGCACGUUGGCUGGGACUGGAGCACAGAUGUCAAUCGAUGUCCUGAGGGGACCCAGUGCAAGAAGUUCUCAGAGAUCUUUCCCACAGCCCAGAGCAUGUGUGAGAAGAUCUGGUCCAGAUCCUACAAAUACACUACCUACACCAAAGACAGUGGCAAGUGCAUGCAGAUGUGGUUCAGCGAGGGGGAUAAUCCCAAUAAGAAGGUGGCUGAAUAUUACCUGAACAACAUCGGCCCUGCCAUGGCACCAGGCUCCCUGCUCCUCCUCUCAGUCACACUGUCACUGCUCCUUUUCUAAAUAAAAUGCCUAAAC